Drosophila kikkawai is the source of this 675-nucleotide messenger RNA. The record is from RefSeq and is a predicted model, not a curated record. NCBI's taxonomy places the organism in Eukaryota, Metazoa, Arthropoda, Insecta, Diptera, Drosophilidae.
GGAACAGAUAACUUUAAAUAGUUCAAUAUGAAAGGCUACCUUGUAUGGUUGAUUGUGGCUCUGGCCUGCGGCUCAAUGGCAGAGCUCCUGCCUUUUCCUCUGCCCUCGAAUCGAGAUAAAAUUAUUACUCAGGAGCUCGAAAAGAUGAACACCCAGUUGAAUGCGGUCAAUAUUGCUAUAAAAGCUAAGAAGUCCCGGAUGGUAUUGAGACAGAAUGAGAUCGAAACUGUUUUAGAUAAAAUGUCUACACUCUACAAAGAGAUUGCAAAAUUACAGAAUGAGCUGUUAAGCGAAAAUCUGAAGAUCAGCAAGGUCAAUGCUCAGCCACCGCAGGAGGAAUGUCCGAGCUCAGAGAAGGUCAACGAAUAUGUCCAGCAAAUCGCCAAAGAGCGGGCUGACAAAAUGAUAGCAGGAGAGCGGGAGCCUAAAGAGAAGACAGCCUGGCGAGAAAGGUUAAUCAUGCUGCGGGAACAAAGCGUCUUAAAUUUUGUUCCAAAAAUUCUGGAUUAAAAAAAAAACAUAUUUCUAUGACUAAAAGGCAUGCCCUCUGACUUUCUUAGUUAACCCAAAAGUUUUACAAGCUAGAUCAUUUCUAUUGAGUAGAAUAAAUAGAGAGCUGUGAGGCUGGACAUCCCAGAUCUAAAGUUGAAUAAUAAAUGCGAGAGUUACAACCCA